AACGACCGUGCAAAUACAAGUCUCCGAAGAUCUUUUUAGUACACGGUGACUCUUCACAGCCGCCGCAUGUUUGUUAUGCAGUCUCAGAAAUAUAAGGCGAUGCGGCUCUUACAGAAUUCUUCAGAGUUCCACGGAGAGACGCCACAGGCAGUUGAUGUGGAUUUAAUUUAGUAAUUUGGAGGACGGAAUCUAUUUGUUGGAAACAAGUGAUUGAACAUACUGAAGCAAAACUGUCUUCAAAAUGAGCGUGGUUGGAUUUGAUUUUGGCAAUGAGAGCUGUGUUGUUGCUGUUGCAAGGCAAAGAGGGAUUGAUAUUGUACUCAACGAUGAAUCAAAGCGAGAGACUCCUGCUGUUGUAUGCUUCGGCAACAAACGGCGGUUCCUUGGAACAGCAGGUGCUGCAUCAAGUAUGAUGAAUCCAAAAAAUACAAUCUCUCAGAUAAAGAGACUUAUUGGGCGGCGGUUUUCAGAUCCUGAGCUGCAACAAGAUCUGAAGGUGUUGCCAUUUACCAUUACUGAAGGCCCUGAUGGAUACCCACUGAUCCAUGCACGAUAUCUGGGAGAAAUCCGAACAUUUACGCCAAUCCAAGUAUUGGGAAUGGUUUUCUCAAAUCUGAAGAGUAUAGCGGAGAAAGAUUUGAGUGCAGCUGUUGUUGAUUGCUGUAUUGGUAUACCUAUUUAUUUUACUGAUCUUCAAAGAAGAGCUGUUAUGAAUGCUGCCACCAUUGCAGGUUUGCACCCUCUCCGGUUGAUUCACGAAACCACUGCAACGGCUUUGGAGUAUGGAAUUUACAAGACGGACUUACCUGAGAAUGACCAACUAAAUGUUGCAUUUGUUGACAUUGGCCAUGCCAGUAUGCAAGUUUGCAUUGCUGGCUUCAAGAAAGGCCAGCUGAAGAUAUUGGCACAUUCAUUUGAUCAAUCCUUAGGUGGCAGAGAUUUUGAUGAAGUUCUAUUCCAGCAUUUUGCAGCGAAGUUCAAGGGAGAAUAUAAGAUUGAUGUAUUCCAGAAUGCUAGGGCAUGCCUCCGGCUUCGUGCUGCUUGUGAGAAACUGAAGAAAGUUCUUAGUGCAAACCUAGAGGCACCUUUGAAUAUAGAGUGUUUGAUGGAAGAAAAGGAUGUUAGGGGUUUCAUUAAGAGAGAAGAGUUUGAACAAAUUAGCUCUCCAAUCUUGCAACGUGUGAGGAAGCCAUUGGAGAAGGCUCUUUCAGAAGCUGGUCUAAUGGUGGAGAAUAUGCAUGCGGUUGAGGUUGUUGGUUCAGGCUCUCGCAUCCCUUCCGUAAUCAAGAUAUUGACUGAAUUCUUUGGCAAAGAGCCUAGACGGACAAUGAAUGCAAGUGAGUGUGUUGCUAAAGGCUGUGCUUUGGAGUGUGCAAUCCUCAGCCCCACAUUUAAAGUGCGGGACUUCCAGGUCAAUGAGUGUUUUCCAUUCCCCAUUGCUUUGUCGUGGAAAGGUGCCAGUCCAGAUGCUCAGAAUGGAGCAAUUAAUCAACGAAGUACCAUUGUCUUUGGAAAGGGGAACCCGCUGCCAAGCAUCAAGGCUUUGACAAUUUAUGGAUCAGAAACCUUCACAAUUGAUGUUCAAUAUGCUGAUGUCCCUGAACUGCAGGCAGCAGCGAAGAUCAGCACGUACACGGUGGUUGGCCCUUUCCAAUCCAAAAAGGGUGAACGGGCAAAACUGAAGGUGAAAGCUUGUUUAAAUUUGCAUGGAAUUGUAUCAGUUGAAUCAGCCACACUUUUGGAAGAAGAGGAAUUUGAAGUUCCAGUUGGUAAAGAACAAGGAAAAGAAGCUACUGAGAUGGACACAGAUAAACCUCCAAGUGCUGCGCCACCUCUGGCAGCUGAAAAUGAUGUAAAUAUGCAUGAUACUAAAGCUGAUGCUACUGGGGCCGAGAAUGGUGCCCCAGAGACUGUUGACAAGCCUGUUGAAAUGGAAACAGAUGCAAAGGUUGAGGCUCCAAAGAAAAAGGUUAAGAAAACAAAUGUUCCUGUGUCUGAGAUUGUUUAUGGAGGUAUGGCUCCUGCAGAUGUAAAAAAAGCUGCAGAGAAGGAGUUUGAAAUGGCUUUGCAGGAUCGAGUUAUGGAGGAAACCAAAGACAAGAAGAAUGCUGUUGAGGCCUAUGUCUAUGACAUGAGGAACAAACUUCAAGACAAAUAUCAUGAAUUUGUUACUGAUUUGGAGAAGAGGGAAGCAUUUAUUGCUAAACUCCAGGAGGUUGAAGAUUGGUUGUAUGAAGAUGGUGAGGAUGAGACCAAAGGCGUGUAUGUCGCCAAGCUUGAGGAGCUCAAGAAGCAAGGUGACCCCAUUGAAGAGCAUUACAAGAAGCACGCUGGGAGGGGAUCAGUGAUUGAUCAACGUGUUUACUGUAUCAACAGUUACGGGGAGGCAGCAAUGUCAAAUGAUCCUAGGUUUGAUCAUAUUGACUUGGCAGACAAGCAGAAGGUUCACAAUGAACGCGUGAAAGCCAAAGCUCCGUCGAGAGAGAAAAAGAAGCAGCAAGACUCGCUGCUGAAGCGUGCAACUCCAGUUCUCUUAUCAGCUGAUGUUAGAAGGAAGGGUGGUGAAUCCAUUCAGAGGUUUUGCAGGUCAAUAAUGACAAAAGCUAAGCCAGCCAAGCCAGGUACACCCGAAACACCGUCACAAAUGCCUUCCCAAGGAAGUGAACCACAUUCCAGGGGUGCUGACCAAGACACCACCAAUGCCAAUUCUAGCCCAAGGGACAAUCCUGGAGCUGCCAACAGUGAGGUGCCACCAGCUUCAGCAGAGCCUAUGGAAACUGACAAGUCCGAGGCUGCGCCUGGUGCAGUGUAAACUACGACGGGUUUGUUUAGGCAAAAAGUUGCGGAUAUGCUACUUUUGUGCAGAAUAGCCUUCUGGGGGUCCGUGGUUAAAAAAGGCUUUGGUUGCUUGAGAUUGUGUAUAUCUGAAAGGACUUCCUAUGAUUAGCUGGUUUGUGGGAAAUUUAAUCGGUGGAGGUAAUAUCUAAGAAUCCAGAUGGAUGUGUAAGAAAAAUUUGCCUUAUCCUUUCCUUCUGUUUGAAAUAUCUCUACUGUCCGAGGGUUUCCAAGUGUGUUAAGCGUUCAUCCUCCGUUUCUAUUUUGUGGGGAUCUAUUCUGCAUUGCAUUUAACUUCCUGUUCGGGGCUACGAUUUGUCAACUGAAAGGAAAAUAAAACAAUUUAUGAACAUGGAAUAUCUCCUUUUCAAUGAAUAUUUGAUCUUCUGAAA
Messenger RNA from Diospyros lotus (date-plum), 3227 nucleotides. Its product is annotated as heat shock 70 kDa protein 15-like. Gene Ontology annotation, molecular function: ATP binding; ATP-dependent protein folding chaperone. Gene Ontology annotation, biological process: protein folding. Gene Ontology annotation, cellular component: nucleus; cytosol. Lineage: Eukaryota; Viridiplantae; Streptophyta; Magnoliopsida; Ericales; Ebenaceae. Bases 242 to 2812 code for a protein of 856 amino acids. The transcript is spliced from 10 exons. The record is from RefSeq and is a predicted model, not a curated record.